Molecule: messenger RNA, 1232 nt
Organism: Photinus pyralis (common eastern firefly)
Lineage: Eukaryota; Metazoa; Arthropoda; Insecta; Coleoptera; Lampyridae
Gene: stops
Exons: 2
Coding region: 191-1189 (332 amino acids)
Biological process (GO): intracellular signal transduction
Source: RefSeq, a predicted model, not a curated record
GGAAGCCUCUUAUUGCCAUAGGUUAACUAAAUCAAAUUAAAGUAUUAAAGAAACACUAACUGGGUGUUUCGUUCCAGGCAAUCUAGAACUCGUAGAUUCUUGACGUAAUGUGUGUCAUAUUUAUUCUACCAAAAAGUACGCACUUAUUUAGUGAAGUCGUGCAAGCGGAUUUUAAUAACAUCGAAAUAUAAUGGAAGUAAUUUUAGAUUGUUUUUUUGAAAACUUUGCUCAAUUGGAGCGUAACACCUUACAUGCCAGUUAUAAGAGACGCGAUUUGGUUGAAUACUUUAACACAUUAAUCGAAGGAUGUUGUCGAGGAGAAAAUAGCGAGCCGCAGAUUGUCGUACAAAAGGCUAUUGUCGCCAUAUUGAGGUAUCACGAAAAUUCGAUGAAGUCCAACGGGUCGGUGUGCCAAAUGGGAAAUUAUCACAAUAUCCUCUACGUUGCGGUUAAGCUGUGUUAUGACUGGCAGUUGAAAGAUACCCCGACCGUCGCGGCGCUUUUAGAUCAUAUUUUUUUGUGCGAAAAUACAUUUGAGCGGAUAUGGGUCGGUGCUCUGUUCGGCGUACGCGCCCCUUACUUUAUUGCAGGGUGGAAAAGCGACUUCAAGGAUCAGGAGGAGAAUCUUCGAGCCAGUGUCUAUUUUUUAGAUCACGCCAGAAACGCAAAUCUGGAAUACUCGCAUGAAAGUGACGAAAAGAUGAGAUACAUCGACGUUCCUAUUGAAAGCUGCGGAAAAUCUACUCCACUCAAAAUCCUCGUACAGCUCGGAGUCCCCGACAAACUCCACAUUUUGCUGCGUUUCGGCGCUUUGGAUGACAAAAAUAAAAGCGUGUGCGAAAGUUUGUUGGACAAUUUAUAUUCGUACAAACGAACGUAUCCCUAUAAUCUAAUAAGCUGCCUACAACUCCUACUGCGUGCCUUACCCAGUAUUUGUCUAGACAAAGAUGGCCAGUGCGACCCGGAUUCAAAUUAUCAGAGGGAUUCGAUUGCAUUAAAAUAUCCUUGCUUAAUCGAGGAUGGUAUCAUUCCGAUUGCAAGGUGCGGUGUAGAGCCCCCGGAAUUAAAACAUUUGUGCCGCUGCUGCAUUCGACAGCAGUUAUGGCAGAAUUACAUGUUACCUAACGGCAUAAGAAUGUUACCUGUACCGGAAUUUCUUCAUCGAUAUCUAGACUUGUUAGCCGAUUAAACUCGCGCAAGCGACUGUUAACUUUAUAAAUUGUUUAGUGGUA